AUGGACUUUUGGUGUGACCCUGUAGAGGGUCUAUUCUAUGAAGUCCUUUCUGCUGCAGUACCUACUGCUGCUACUCAACCUUCAAGAAUUCAACCUUCAAGAACUCAACCUUCAAGAACUCAACCUUCAAGAACUCAACCUUCAAGAACUCAACCUUCAAGAACUCAACCUUCAAGAACUCAACCUUCAAGAACUCAACCUUCAAGAACUCAACCUUCAAGAACUCAACCUUCAAGAACUCAACCUUCAAGAACACUACCUUCGCGAUCUACCACCUCUGCUCUUCACUCAUCUGAUGAAUCGGAUGAGGACGUGUCUGUGGGAACAUCAUCUCCUCCUUCACGGAAAUGUCACUACUCAGCUGCCGAUGUCCUUCACGACACCGCACCAACAACCCCCAACGACAGCACCUCAAGGCCAGCACCAAGUCAGACCACCAAGACCAAGACCGACAAGUCCAAGAAGAUGACCAAAGAUCAGAGUUUGCUGAAAUCGUCAACAAAAAAGAAGACCAAUAACGAAAUUUAA
Molecule: messenger RNA, 528 nt
Organism: Procambarus clarkii (red swamp crayfish)
Lineage: Eukaryota; Metazoa; Arthropoda; Malacostraca; Decapoda; Cambaridae
Product: probable serine/threonine-protein kinase samkC
Source: RefSeq, a predicted model, not a curated record